This is a messenger RNA of Ascochyta rabiei, 339 nucleotides long. RefSeq lists its product as uncharacterized. Gene Ontology annotation, biological process: cristae formation. Gene Ontology annotation, cellular component: MICOS complex; mitochondrial crista junction. NCBI's taxonomy places the organism in Eukaryota, Fungi, Ascomycota, Dothideomycetes, Pleosporales, Didymellaceae. The record is from RefSeq and is a predicted model, not a curated record. Bases 1 to 339 code for a protein of 112 amino acids. The transcript is spliced from 2 exons.
AUGGGUAUGACAACCGGCUUCCUCGGAGGCUUCACCCUCACGUCAGCCAUCCUCUACCUCUCCAUCUCCCUGCACGCGCAAAACCGCGCAACACAAGCCGCUCUCCUGCGCCAGCAACGCAACGUCCUGACCAACUUCUACGAACCAAAGCAGCCCGAGGCCGAGCCCAGGGCACGGGAAGUACCGGUCGGGCUGGCAGAGAUGGCCAAGGACAGGUGGAACAGGGUCCUGGAAGAGUCGGUGCAGAAAGUGUACAACACGGAUUGGAGAAGGGUCAGGGAGAGCGCCGAAGACAGGCUCAGCACAGUUGCGCAGAAGCUUAGGGAGAGUGGGAAAUGA